Spinacia oleracea (spinach) is the source of this 4723-nucleotide messenger RNA. Its product is annotated as phospholipase A I. Gene Ontology annotation, cellular component: membrane. Gene Ontology annotation, molecular function: glycerophospholipase activity; protein binding. The coding region runs from base 413 to 4366 and encodes 1317 amino acids. Gene Ontology annotation, biological process: fatty acid metabolic process. The transcript is spliced from 19 exons. The record is from RefSeq and is a predicted model, not a curated record. NCBI's taxonomy places the organism in Eukaryota, Viridiplantae, Streptophyta, Magnoliopsida, Caryophyllales, Amaranthaceae.
CACUGACUUUGAUGCAACAACGUCGUCGUUUAAGCGGGAGAAAUUGAGAAACAAAGAAAUGUACUCGUAAUCAUCAUCUUCCUCAAGAUUCAAGAAGACGUGAAACAUGACCAUCAAAUUUUCUGUAAAAUAUUGAAAAUUCAAUCACAUUCAAAGCUUAAAGUACUCCUGAUUUCACAUUUCAGAUUCGUUUCUCUCUCUUACAUUGUUACUCCUAUAGUUGCAUCAUUCAACUUCAGUUUCUUCAUUUAUUCAUUCAUUAAUCGAUCAAAUUAAUUUGGGAAUUCUUUUCACCAGAAUUCUCCUACUUUUUGCAUUACCGUAAACCCUAAUUUAUUGAUUAUUCGUUGAAAUCGGCGAAUUUGGAGCAAAUUUGAGUUGAUUUUCGUGAUCAGAGAAGAGGGAAAGCGAAAUGUCAUGGGGAUUAGGGUGGAAGAGACUGUCGGAAGUGUUCCAUUUGACGCUACAUUUCGGCGAAGAAGCGGAGGAUGAUGAAGAUGACGAGGAGAGAGAUUCGAUCGUUGUUGUUGAAAAUGGCAGCGAUUUGUCAAAGAAAAUGGUGGAGAUGGAGUGGACAGCGGGGGACGAUGAGGAUCAGGUGGCGUUGAGGUUGCAGUCGAAGUUAAUGGUAGAGAUGCCGCCGCCGGAGGAUGCUGUAGUUGUUGAGUUGGAGGAGAGGGAAAAUGGUGGCGGAGUUGCGGUGGAGAUGAAGGUUGUUAGGAGGAGGGAGCCGUUGAAAGCGAUUACUAUGGGGAAAACUGGGUCUGGUCAGCAGAGUGAUGGCAUUGGGGUUUUGACGAGGUUGCUGAGGUCUAAAGUCGCCGCCACCGCCGUGGCAACUGGUGUUGGAGAUGGAUGUCUGAAUUUUGCUGAGCAUUGGAAUAGUGUCACUGCCUUGAGCCUUUGUGGUUGUGGCAUCACUGUACUGCCUGUGGAAGUGACGAAACUUCCAUUACUCGAGAGGCUUUACCUUAACAAUAACAAGCUAUCUGUAUUACCGCCUGAAGUUGGUCUACUUAAAAACUUGAAAGUUCUAAGAGCGGAUGAUAACGCUCUGGUUUCUGUUCCAGUGGAACUAAGGCAGUGUGUUGGGCUCGUGGAACUUUCGCUGGAUCAUAACAAGCUGAUUCGCCCAUUACUAGAUUUCAGAGCUGUGGCUGAAUUGCGUGUUUUAAGAUUGUUUGGAAAUCCACUUGAGUUCCUUCCUGAAAUUUUGCCACUACAAAAACUGCGGCACUUGUCUCUUGCUAAUGUCAGAAUUGUCGCUGACGAAAAUUUGAGAUCAGUGAAUGUGCAAAUAGAGACAGAGGCGACGUCCUAUUUUGGUGCAUCUAGACACAAACUAAGUGCCUUUUUCUCCCUCAUAUUCCGCUUUUCUUCUUGCCGGCAUCCCCUACUGGCAUCUGCACUGGCAAAAAUUAUGCAAGACCAAGAUAAUCGUGUUGUUGUUGGUAAAGAUGAAAAUGCUGUUCGUCAGCUUAUAAGUAUGAUCAGCACUGACAACCAUCAUGUGGUAGAACAAGCAUGCUUUGCUCUUUCAUCUCUUGCGGCAGAUGUCUCCGUUGCGAUGCUUUUAAUGAAAUGUGAUAUUAUGAAACCCAUUGAAGCUGUUCUCAGAUCAGCUGUUGAGAAGGAACUAAUUUCUGUGCUUCAAGUCGUGGAACACCUUGCUUUUGCUUCUGAUGCUGUAGCUCAGAAAAUUUUCUCCAAGGAUGUAUUGAAAUCGUUGAAAUUGUUAUGUUCCCAUAAGAAUCCAGAGGUCCAAAGACUAGCUCUGUUGGUGGUUGGAAAUUUGGCUUUCUGUUUGGAGAAUAGGCAGAAGUUGGUCACUUCUGAAAGUCUGCGGGAACUUAUUAUGCGCUUGACAUCCACAGCUGAGCCACGGGUUAAUAAAGCUGCUGCUCGAGCCUUGGCUAUUCUUGGAGAGAACGAGAUUCUACGACGUGCAGUCAAGGGGAGACCAGUAGCGAGGCAAGGGCUUCGGAUACUCACAAUGGAUGGGGGUGGAAUGAAAGGUCUUGCAACAGUGAAAAUCCUGAAAGAAUUGGAAAAGGGGACCGGUAAACAGAUACAUGAAAUGUUUGACCUCAUAUGUGGUACAUCAACUGGUGGUAUGCUAGCUGUGGCUCUUGGGAUCAAAUCAAUGACAUUAGACGAGUGUGAGGAAAUAUACAAGAAACUUGGCAAAGUUGUCUUUGCUGAACCUGUCUCCAAAGACAGCGAGGCAGCAACUUGGAGGGAGAAGUUGGAUCAAUUAUACAAAAGUUCAUCUCAGAGUUUCAGAGUUGCUGUACAUGGAGCAAAACACGGUGCAGAUAAGUUUGAGAGAUUGUUGAAAGAGAUGUGUGCUGAUGAAGAUGGAGACCUUUUGAUAGAUUCUGCUGUGAAAAGAAUACCUAAAGUAUUUGUUGUAUCAACCCUAGUUAGCGUGGUUCCUGCACAGCCUUUUGUAUUUCGGAAUUACCAGUAUCCAUCUGGAACUCCAGAGAUGUACCUGUCACCCAAUGAAAGUUCAGCAAUCAGCAUGUCAGGAGGUGAAAACACAAGCGGGGAAGUUGGUUACGAACAUAUUGCUUUUAUUGGCAGUUGUAAACACAUGGUCUGGCAAGCUAUAAGAGCUUCAUCUGCCGCACCAUAUUAUUUAGAUGAUUUUUCAGAUGAUGUCAAUCGCUGGCAGGAUGGUGCUAUAGUGGCAAAUAACCCCACUAUUUUUGCUAUACGGGAAGCUCAACUUUUGUGGCCUGACACUAAAAUAGAUUGUUUGGUUUCUGUUGGAUGUGGCUCUGUUCCAACAAAGGUACGGAAGGCUGGUUGGCUGAUUUGGGAUACAGUGCCAGUGUUAAUUGAGAGUGCAUGUUCAGUGGACCGAGUUGAGGAGGCUUUAAGUACACUAUUGCCGAUGCUUCCUGAUAUACAAUACUUUCGGUUUAAUCCUGUUGAUGACCGAUGUGAUAUUGAGCUGGAUGAAACCGACCCUGCUGGUUGGCUGAGUUUGGAAACAGCCGCAGAGGACUACAUCAAAAAUAACUCUGAGGUAUUCAAAAGUGUUUGUCAGAGGCUAACGUUGCCAUACCAACAGGACGAUAGAUUUUCGGAUGGUGUGAAAUCUCAAAAUACAUCUAAACCGAAGUCAGCAAAUGAUGAUGGUAGCCCUUCCUUGGGAUGGAGGCGUAAUGUACUUCUUGUAGAAGCUUCUAAUAAUCCAGAUUCUGGAAGAGUCACACACCAUACAAGAUCACUUGAAACAUUUUGUUCCCAGAGUGGAGUAAGAAUAUCUACUGUAACAGGAAUUUUAAAUUCUUCUAAGCCAGUCACGGGUACUUCAAUUAACUCGCCAUUUGCUUCACCUAUGUUUACGGGAAGCUUUCCAUCAAGCCCAUUACUGUACAGUCCAGAUGUUGUGCAGAGGAUUGGCCGAAUUGACUUAGUUCCUCCUUUGAGCUUAGAUGGGCAUCAGCCUCCAAAAUCAACUUCGUCACCUCCAAAGUCUCCUUCAGGACCCAGACAGCUCUGCUUGCCUGUGCAGUCAUUGUUACAUAAGCUAAAGAAUUCACCACAAGUGGGCAUCGUUCAUUUAGCGCUCCAAAAUGACACAACGGGUGCUAUUUUAAGUUGGCAGAAUGAUGUAUUUGUGGUUGCUGAACCUGGAGAGCUUGCAGACAAGUUUGUACAGAGUGUUCGUUUUAGCUUGUUGUCAUCUGUUCGGGGUAGAAAGGAGAUGUCAAAGCUGAACAACAUCUCAACCAUAGCUGACUUGGUGGCAUAUAGGCCUUAUUUUCAAAUUGGUUGUGUUGUCCAUCGGUACAUAGGACGCCAAACCCAGGUUAUGGAAGAUGACCGUGAAAUUGGGGCUUUUAUGUUUCGGAGAACUGUCCCAUCCAUGCAUCUAGUGGCUGAUGAUAUUCGCUGGAUGGUUGGGGCGUGGAGGGACAGAAUUGUAAUCAGCACAGGAAGAUACGGGUUGGUUAAGCCCUUAAUUAAGGCCAUUCUAGACUCUGGUGCGAAAGCUGUUCUUUGUCCAACUUCUGAACCUCCUCAAACGCAGUUAUCAUCAUUCAACGGUUCAACCGAUUUCGAUAACUUGGAAAACGGCAAGUUUGAGCUUGGAGAGGACGAAGCAGAAGACGACGAAGAAACACCAGAACCAGUGAGCCCUAUCAGUGACUGGGAAGACAGUGACCUUGAGAAAACCACGGAAUCAUCAAAGGCUUUCUGGGACCACGAAGAGGAGGAAUUGUCUCAAUUUGUGUGCCAUUUAUACGAUUCACUGUUUCGUGAAGGAGCAACCGUGCAUACUGCGCUGCAAAGCGCGCUCGCCUCUCAUAGGAAGCUGAAAUAUUCAUGCCAUCUUCCAAGUAUGUCCUAGUUCUUUAGUUGACACCAGUGUUACCUGGUUCGCUAGUAUGAGAUUGGUUCGUGGGCUGAUUGGAGGAUUAGGUAACACUGGUUGACACAGAUGACACGAUAUGUUAAUAUUCAGACAGGAUUAUAAUGAAUGUCAUUAGUUAAUACUUAAUACUCAUAAGAUUAUAGGGGAGGGGUUAGAAAAGGCAAUAAAAAUUUAUACAGGGUGUCUGGAAACUAGAAAUAAUUGAUGAGGCUAGUCCGUACACCCAUUUUUUGAGUCAUAGAAUUUGUAUUUUUUGUUUUUUUUUACAUCGGAAUUAAAGGAAAUUGUUGGUGAAUGUAAAUUUUAGAGGAAUACAUUUUGUGAGUUCUUUUA